Messenger RNA from Penaeus monodon (black tiger shrimp), 2832 nucleotides. Its product is annotated as annexin B9-like. Gene Ontology annotation, cellular component: cytoplasm. Gene Ontology annotation, molecular function: calcium-dependent phospholipid binding; calcium ion binding. Lineage: Eukaryota; Metazoa; Arthropoda; Malacostraca; Decapoda; Penaeidae. The record is from RefSeq and is a predicted model, not a curated record.
AUGAGUUACCCCGGCGCCAACCCCGGCGUAGGCUUCGGCCAGGGUUCACAGUACCCGAUGUACCCGCCCACUGGGUUCAGCGGAGCAGGGCAGUACCCGCCUGUACCUGGAGCCUCGCCCUACCCUCCCGCCCCGGGCGCUUCGCCGUACCCUCCCACCAUACCCAGGGAGUUCGCCUUACCCCCCUGCCCCGGGAGGGUCGCCUUACCCGCCUGUUCCAGGGGCUUCGCCGUACCCUCCGGCACCGGGGGCCUCUCCCUACCCGCCUGCCCCAGGGGCGUCGCCCUACCCUCCCGCCCCUGGGUCGUCUCCCUACCCUCCUGCCCCGGGGGCAUCGCCUUACCCCCCCGCGCCGGGGGCUUCGCCAUAUCCUCCUGCCCCGGGAGCCUCGCCUUACCCUCCCGCGCCGGGGCGUCACCGUACCCACCUGCCCCAGGAUCGUCUCCGUACCCGCCGGCCCCCGGAGGGUCCCCCUACCCGCCGGGCGCGGGGGCGGGUUACCCACCAGCUCCCGGGGCUGGCCCUUACCCUGCGGGAGGGCCCCAGCAGUACCCUCCAACCACCGGCGGCGCCUACCCUCCCGCUGGAGGCAGCUCGUACCCGGGUAGUGGCGCAGGGUAUCCGCUGCCUGGUGGCAGCCCUUACCCCGGUGGACAGCCGGGCCAGGCCCCCAGCACCGGAUACCCCGGUGGCAGCCCCAGCCCCAGCCUGAGUGCCCAGGCAGUCCAUCGUACUCAGGCGGCAGCUCCGUCCGGCAGGGUCCUGGCCUACUCGGAGAUCCCCACUGUUUCGCCUGCAGGGCACUUUGACCCUAGCAGUGAUGCUGCCGCCCUGAGGAAGGCCAUGAAGGGCUUUGGGACUGAUGAGGCUGCCAUCAUUGCAGUCCUGUCCCGCAGGACCUCCGACCAGCGCCAGCAGAUCAUGCUGAAGUACCAGCAGUCCUAUGGCAGGGAGGAAGGAGAUGAUACUAAGAAAGGACUCACUGGGGACUUGGUGAAGGACCUUAAGAGCGAGCUUAGUGGCAAAUUCGAAGACGUCAUUCUUGCUUUGAUGACCCCUCUGCCGCUCUUCCUUGCCAAGGAGAUCAACCACGCCAUUGCUGGGGUCGGAACCAAUGAGAGAACCCUAGUAGAGAUCCUGUGCACUAGGGACAAUGCCUCACUUAUGAUGAUCAAGAAUGCCUACUAUCAGCAUUUCCGCAAGAAGCUGGAGGAAGACCUUCAUGGCGACACCUCGGGAGAUUUCCGCCGUCUCCUCAUUUCUAUGUGCGCAUGUGCCAGGGACGAGGCAGGCUGUGAUCCAGCCCUGGCAAACAACCUGGCCCAACAGCUAUACAAGGCAGGUGAAGGCAAGAUUGGAACAGAUGAGUCAGAAUUCAACCGCAUCCUGUCAGCUUACUCGUAUCCUCUCCUGCGCUGUGUGUUUGAAGAAUACAGGAAGAUUAAGGGAAAGACCUUUGGUGAUGCCAUUGAUUCUGAACUGUCUGGAGACCUGAAGCUUGGCAUGAAGACCAUCUAUCUGUGCAUUGAGAACCGAGCAGCCUUCUUUGCCAAGGAGCUGCAUAAUUCCAUGGCUGGGGCCGGCACCAACGACAGGGCUCUUAUUCGCCUGGUAGUGUCUCGCUCCGAGAUUGACAUGGGCAACAUCAAGCAGGAAUAUCAGAAGCUGUACAAGAAGCCCUUGGAGAAGGACAUCAAGGAUGACACCUCGGGCGACUACAAGAGAGUACUCCUUGCGCUUGUUGAAGGCUAAGGCUAAGUGCUUUCUCCCCCACUCAACUAAUUUUGCCUUCCCUGUAAGACCCGAGAUUCUAAUGCGGUGCAAUCUGUUCUAGGACGAUGUUGGCGGAGACUACAAGAAGCUCCUUAUGGGGUUGGUUGAUGGCUAGACCUCUCACUUGCUUACCAGAGUUCUGACUUGCCAUCUCCACACAGACAUUGGAGGAAAUUCUUACCUAGUAGUGUUUAAAGGAUUCAAGAGUGCUAGUAGUAUAGCCGUAUUUUGUAAGGAUUUUCUCUCUACCUUUUUUUUUCUGUUUUGGUCUCCUUUUUCUUUUUAAAGUUAAACAGUUUUUGUGGGUACAAAGUGUGCCCUUUUUUUUUUUUUUUUUUUUUUUAUUUCUUUCUUUUUCUUUUCCUCCUUUGUCAGUAAUUCCAGACUUCAGAUCAGUGAAGCUGCUCUUGCGUUUAUCUCUUUACGUUAGAAAAUGCCACGUCGAGAUUGAGAUAGAAACUGAAAAUGUCGAGCAAGAAAUAUCGACAGUCUAACCGGGAAUGUGUAAUGGGGUUUGUUGAGUAGAUGGAAGAAAGUAGUCUGUUUGUUGUAUUAAAGAGAACACGAUUUUUAUCAAGAGUAAUUUUGUGCAAGAUUCUUGUAAGCGAGAAAUUCUCGAUUUUUUAACUCUUCAGUCUUUGCAUGGAACAGAGCCAGUUAUUGUAUUUUGAGCAAUUAAUAUGUCAGAGAAUGUUCUUUUUUAUAUACAGAUUUCUAUUUUAGAUUGUCUGUAUGUUGAUGCAUUGUCUAUGUCUGUAAUAGAUAUAUAUCAUAUGAUAUUGAUAUUACAGUAUUUUACAAGUAUUAAUACAUCCAAAAAGAGGUAAUUCAUUCUAAGUGUUGUCAAAUUUUCAUGAAUGUCUAUAUGAGAUUUAAUUCAUUGAGCUACAUAUAGACAAAAAAAAAAAAAAAAAAAAAAAAAGUCCUGAAUAUAUGUUUAAAUUACAUUGGUUUUAUAUGUAAAAGGAAAUUGUUUUAUUUGUACUUAUUUCUGAGUACUUACUAUUCUAUAAAGUAUAUCUUAUUAAUUAUCAAAAAUAAAGGAUGUGACUAAUCAGG